This is a messenger RNA of Punica granatum (pomegranate), 6245 nucleotides long. Lineage: Eukaryota; Viridiplantae; Streptophyta; Magnoliopsida; Myrtales; Lythraceae. The record is from RefSeq and is a predicted model, not a curated record.
UAUGAAAGGAAACCCGAAGAAGAAGAAGACGGAGGAGGAAUCAACCGGGCACACAUCCAUCCAUUACCUUACCAUUAGACGAGAUGAUGAGAGCGAGCUGAGGAAGAAGAGGAAGGAACAAGCCAGCCCCUCUCUCGCUUCCUCCCUCCCUCUCUCUCUCUAAAGCAGUUUGGGAGGGAAGCCAAGCCAGUUCCGCUCUGCUUCAGUUCAAACCCUAAUCCCCAUGGGCGCUGCUGCAUAGAUCUCUCGAGACCAGUCAGUCAGUCAAUUCACCCGUUUACGGACCGGAGGAAAUGGCGGCCGAGCUAGGGCAACAGACAGUGGACUUCUCCACUCUGGUGGGCCGAGCGGCGGAGGAGUCGUUUUUGUCGCUCAAGGAGCUCGUCGAGAAAUCCAAGUCCACCGAUCAAUCUGACACCGAGAAGAAGAUCAACCUUCUCAAAUACCUUUCCAGGACGCAGCAGCGGAUGCUUAAGCUCAACGUCCUAGCCAAGUGGUGCCAGCAGGUUCCACUUAUACAGUAUUGCCAGCAGCUUACAUCAACCCUAUCAAGUCAUGCUACAUGUUUUACUCAAGCCGCAGAUUCCUUGUUUUUCAUGCAUGAAGGUCUUCAGCAAGCACGUGCUCCUGCUUAUGACGUUCCAUCGGCUAUUCAGGUCCUUCUUACAGGAAAUUACCGGCGGCUGCCUAAAUGUAUCGAGGACGUAGGUGCUCAAGGUGUUCUGAAUCAUAAUGAGCAGAAACCAGUCUUAAAGAAGUUGGACACUCUUGUUCGAUCAAAGUUACUUGAAAUUUCAAUUCCGAAGGAAUUUUCUGGAGUCAAAGUAUCUGAUGGUGCAGUGUUACUUCGUGUGGAUGGAGAAUUCAAGGUUUUGGUUACUCUUGGUUAUCGUGGACACCUAUCUUUGUGGAGGAUAUUGCAUCUGGAGCUGCUCGUUGGUGAGAAAAGUGGACCCAUAAAGUUGGAGGAAUCACGUCGCCAUGUUCUUGGAGAUGAUUUGGAAAGACGAAUGGCCGCUGCAGAAAAUCCAUUUGCUACAUUGUACUCAGUUCUGAAUGAGCUCUGUGUAGCCCUGACCAUGGACACUGUUACAAGGCAGGUGCAAGGGCUUCGACGAGGCAGAUGGAAAGAUGCCAUUCGUUUUGAAUUUGUCAUGGAUGGCAACUCAAGCCUUGCAGGAAGUUCAAGUUCACAACUAAAUCAAGACGGAGAAGUCGAUUCAGCUAGUUUGCGAACUCCAGGUUUAAAAAUUAUGUAUUGGUUAGACUUUGGCAAGGGCUCUGGUGCAUCGGACCCUGCAUCAUGCCCUUCUAUCAAAAUCGAACCAGGGCCAGAUCUGCAGAUAAAAUGUCUCCACAGCACUUUCGUAUUGGAUCCAUUAACUGGAAAAGAAGCAGAGUUUUCUCUUGAUCAGAGUUGCAUUGAUGUGGAGAAAUUGCUGCUCAGAGCCAUAUUUUGUAAUAGGUAUACUCGCCUUCUUGAAAUUCAGAAGGAGCUGAGCAAAAAUAGUCAGAUCUGUCGAUCUGUGGGUGAUGUUAAACUGCAGCCUCUUGUGGGCGAGCUUGAUGUCAACUAUAAGAAGAAAGAUGGCAAGGUCAGCGCAAUGGAAUAUGAGGGACAAGAGGUGUUAUGUGUGCGUGCAUAUGGUUCAUCAUUUUUUGCUCUUGGGAUCAACAUAAGAAAUGGUCGUUUUCUUCUCCAAUCUUCUCAAAAUAUUCUUCCGCCUUCUUCACUGUCGGAGUGUGAAGAAGCUUUAAAUCAAGGAAGUAUGACUGCAGCAGAAGUUUUUAUAAGAUUGAGGACCAACAGUAUAUUGAAUCUAUUCUCAUCAACGGGCAGAUUUUUGGGCCUCAAGGUAUAUGAAGAUAAUUCUGCUGCAGUGAAAAUUCCCAAGAACGUUGCCACUGACUCGACUAUGUUGCUGCUGGGGUUUCCUGAUUGCGGAACUUCAUAUUUUCUUCUAAUGCAACUUGACAAAGAAUUUAAGCCCCAGUUUAAACUGCUAGAGACUCGGAGUAAUUUAUCUGGAAAAGCACCUUCCGGGGACAAUCAUGUUACCUGCAUUAAGAAAAUUGAUAUGGACGAGAUGCAGUUGCCGGAAGAUGAACUCAAUUUUGGCCUUCUGGAUUCAGGAAAGCUACAGAGUUUUUUGCCAAAUGCUGGAGGUCUUAAUCAGAGCACAGAACAUGGUCUUCUUUCUGAUGUAAGCCUUGAAGGUUCAGGGCUAGCUACAGUUGGCACCACAUCCAGUUUCUCUUCCGUUGUUGAUGAAGUGUUUGACCUCGAGAAAGGGACAUCUCUGCCUCCAUUCUCUGUUCAAAACUUCUCAUCAUCUUACAAUGCAUCUGCUUCUCAAUAUGGUUCAAACCCACCAAAUUUUCAGAGCAUGAAGACUGGAUCCCCUUCCCCUAAGUGGGAGGGAGGUAUGCAGGUAUCUCAAGUGAACAAGGUCUCAGGUGGGGGCAGAUUGUAUCCACCGAGCAAUAUGAGUGGCUCGGUUCGGUCUGUGACUUCCCUUUCUGCGGGCUCUGGAAGGCCCGCAUCUGCGAAGAGAAUAUCUACUUCAAAAUCUGAACAGGACCUGGCUUCUCUUAGAUCCCCCCAUUCUGCUGAAGUCGGUCCUUAUCCAUCUAUGGAUGAGGACCAGUUGAGAUUUCUGACCGAUUCUUCAAAAGAUACAUUAUCAGGGAAUAGAUCAUAUCGGAUGUUGUCUCCUCCUAGAACAACAGGCACUCGAUCUCCUGCUCCUAGUGGGAAGCUUAGUGGACCAAGAACUGCACCUAAUGGAUCUGCCCCUGGUUCUGUUAAAGCCCUGUCGUCAAGUCCAUGGGUUACUACUCCCAAAUGCAAAAUGUCAGCACCUGCAGCAGAUUCGGCCAUUCCACUUUGUGCAAGUCAAGAAAUUGUUCUGAAAGGCAAUAGGAUUUCAAGGAAGCGCACAGUUACUGAUAUGUUGGGUCUAAUUCCCUCUCUGCAAGUUCUAGAAGCUAAUACGGGGUUUCAUAAGAGAAGAAGGAUCUCAGAUAUAUCAUGCACUUGGACCCAACAGUCUUCAUCACAUUUGCUUGUUUCAACAGAAGCAGUGAGAACUUCUGGGUUCAGUUAUGGUUAUCUUUUAUCAGAAGCUAACAAAGGGAAUGUCCCAUCGAGCAUAUAUGUCUCGGCUCUCCUCCACGUGGUCAGGCACUGUUCACUUAGUAUAAAACAUGCGAGACUAACGAGCCAAAUGGAAGCACUGGACAUUCCUUAUGUCGAAGAAGUGGGCCUGAGGAAUGCUUCCUCUAAUGUAUGGUUUAGACUGCCUUUUACUAGAGGUGAUUCGUGGCAAUACAUCUGCCUCAGGCUCGGAAGACCUGGAACCAUGUACUGGGAUGUCAAGAUAAAUGACCAACACUUCAGAGAUUUGUGGGAACUUCAAAAGGGUAGCGGGAGCACUCCAUGGGGUUCAGGUGUUCGUAUUGCUAAUACAUCUGAUGUGGACUCUCAUAUCCGCUAUGAUGCUGAAGGAGUUGUUCUGAGUUAUCAGUCUGUUGAAGCUGAUAGUGUAAAGAAAUUGGUUGCUGAUAUUCAAAGGCUCUCUAAUGCUAGAAUGUUUGCCCUUGGAAUGCGAAAGUUGCUUGGCGUGAAAGCAGAUGACAAACAGGAAGAUAGCACAAAUGCUGAUAGUAAAUCACCAGUUGGAAGUAAAGGUGUUGAGACAAGUGAUAAGUUCUCGGAGCAGAUGAGGAGGGUUUUCAGGAUUGAGGCAGUUGGACUGAUGAGUUUAUGGUUUAGUUUCGGUUCUGGUUCUGGUUCUGGUGUUCUCGCUCGUUUUGUUGUUGAGUGGGAAUCAGGUAAAGAGGGCUGUACUAUGCAUGUUUCUCCCGACCAACUUUGGCCUCAUACAAAGUUUCUGGAAGACUUCAUAAAUGGAGGAGAAGUUGUAUCUCUCUUGGACUGCAUUCGCCUUACUGCAGGGCCUUUGCAUUCUCUUGCAGCUGCCACUCGACCUGCACGAGCUACUCCUGUCACAGCAGGCCCUGGGGUUGCAGCAGCUCUCUCUUCAAUGUCAAAACAGGGCCUUCUAUCAAGUAAUGUGAGCUCAAACAUUAAUCAAUCCACUGCCACUCCGGCAGGGAAUCCCAUGUUAUCUUCUGGUACGGCUCCUCCUCCGGGAAUUCAAAACCUUCAAGGGGCCGCAAUGUUGGCUGCAGCAGGACGCGGCGGACCUGGCAUUGUCCCUAGCUCACUGCUGCCGAUUGAUGUCUCUGUCGUGCUUCGGGGUCCUUACUGGAUAAGGAUUGUGUACCGUAAGAACUUUGCAGUAGAUAUGCGGUGCUUUGCAGGAGAUCAGGUUUGGUUGCAGCCAGCGACCCCGCCUAAGGGUGGGCCAUCUGUAGGGGGCUCUCUGCCUUGUCCUCAGUUUAGACCCUUCAUCAUGGAGCAUGUUGCCCAAGAAUUGAAUGGUAUAGAACCCAGUUUCACUGGUGGUCCACAGAAUGUGGUACCAGCUAAUUCAAAUGCUCCAAACAUGGGUUCAGGUCAACAGCUUUCUAUGGCCAAUGGGAAUAGAGUCAAUCUCAGUGCUGCUGCUGCUGCAAUUUCCCGGUCAGGACCCCAAGUUUCUUCCUUGAAUCGCGUGGGGCCUGCUCAUCCAGGAUCUCCGAAUUUAGGCGCAGUGGGCCCUGCAUUGCCGAUCCGCAGAUCCCCAGGCGCAGGGGUCCCACCACAUGUGAGGGGGGAGUUGAACACUGCCAUUAUUGGUCUUGGAGAUGAUGGGGGCUAUGGGGGUGGAUGGGUCCCUCUCGUCGCUCUCAAAAAGGUCCUACGUGGAAUUCUGAAGUACCUCGGAGUUCUAUGGCUGUUUGCUCAACUACCCGAUCUUCUGAAAGAGAUUCUCGGGUCGAUUCUGAAGGAUAAUGAAGGUGCUCUCCUGAAUUUGGACCAGGAGCAACCUGCCUUGCGUUUCUUCGUUGGGGGCUACGUGUUUGCUGUGAGUGUCCACAGAGUCCAACUCCUCCUCCAAGUUCUCAGCGUGAAACGCUUUCACCAGCAGCAGCAGCAGCAACAACAGCAGCAGCAGAACUCCUCUGCUGCUCAAGAUGAGCUCACACAAGCUGAGAUCGGUGAGAUCUGCGACUACUUCAGUCGGCGUGUUGCAUCGGAGCCGUAUGAUGCGUCUCGGGUCGCAUCAUUCAUCACUCUCCUCACCCUCCCAAUCUCUGUCCUGAGGGAGUUCUUGAAACUAAUAGCAUGGAAGAAGGGCCUAGUCCAGGCCCAAGGCGGAGAAAUAGCUCCUGCCCAAAAGCCCCGAAUCGAGCUAUGCCUUGAGAACCAUGCUGGUCUUACUGAUAAUGCAGAGAAUCCUUCUCUUUCCAAGAGCAAUAUCCACUAUGAUCGGCCACGCAGCUCUGUUGACUUUGCCCUGACUGUGGUGCUUGAUCCCGCCCACAUACCGCACAUCAAUGCCGCUGGUGGGGCUGCUUGGUUGCCCUACUGUGUCUCAGUGAGGCUCAGAUAUUCCUUCAUGGAAAAUGCCAGUGUGUCCUUCCUCAGGAUGGAAGGGUCCCACGGGGGACGAGCCUGCUGGCCAAGCAACGAGGAGUGGCAGAAGUGCAAGCAGCGGGUGGCUCGAACUGUCGAGGGGUUCUCUUCUGGAGGAGAUAUCACUCAGGGCAGGCUGAGAGGAGUUGCUGACAAUGUGCAGAGAACUCUUCAUCUGUGCCUACAAGGGCUGAGGGACGGCGGUGGGGCCACUGCUUCCUCAGGGGCAACGUAAUUUGGACAAAGUCACCAGGCAUUCCUUGGACUUCCAUGGAUGACUGAUCGCGUAACUUGGGUCGUGGCAAAUUGGCACUUGUUGCCGUGGGAACUGAAUGAUUGACGGCUACGACGGAUCCCGUCUCUCCCUCCCUGCUGGUGGAAGAAGGGGGUAAUCGGGGAACUUGAGACAAAAUGCUUAGGUGAGUCAGAGAGAGAGCCGCCUCUUGUUUUUCUGAGUAUCGGCAGUGGCGUGGGCUAACUAAGCUGGCACUGGCAGGCUCUCGAGGCACAGUGGAUUUUUCCUGGAGGGAAUGCUUAAGUAGGGAUGCUUUUGCUAUCGAUGCUGUGAUUCUGGGGGUGGUGAGUUUUCUUUGUACAGAUCACACCUACUGAUUGGACGGACAGUUUUGUACAAAGACUGUUUUUUAUUAGAUUUUGGCUCGGAAUAGAAAAUUUCCUAUUGUUCCGAUGUAGUUCAGUUCUAAUCAUCAAUUUUUAUGUA